UCGCAGGAAGGUUUUUGCAGCACACACUCGCCCAGCAGUGGCCAAAGACAUCAGCAAGCAACAAUGAAGUUUCUGGUGCUUGCACUCUUAGUGGCAUUUGCUUGCGCUUCUGAGAUAGAGAAGCGAGAGGCGGAGCCAAGUUAUAGAGGAUAUGGCCACGUAAGCUACCAUCAUCGUCCGUCCUAUGGAUAUGGCUAUUCUAAUCACUAUCAUAAGCGAUCUGCUGAUCCUGAACCUGAGGCUGAACCUUCCUAUGGCUAUGGCUCUUCUUAUGGGUAUCACCCAGUCGCCUAUGGCUACUCUCACCGCUAUCACAAGAGAUUUGCUGAUCCUGAGCCAGAAGCUGAUCAUUCCUAUGGCUCUUCUUAUGGGUAUCGACCAGUCGCCUAUGGCUACUCUCACCGCUAUCACAAGAGAUCUGCUGAUCCUGAGCCAGAAGCUGAUCAUUCCUAUGGUUCUUCUUAUGGGUAUCGACCAGUCGCCUAUGGCUACCCUCACCGCGAUCACAAGAGAUCUGCUGAUCCUGAGCCAGAAGCUGAUCAUUCGUAUGGCCCUUCUUAUAGAUAUCGCCCAGUCACCUAUGGCUACUCUCACCGCUAUCACAAGAGAAUCCUGAUCAUUUCCUAUGGCUCUUUCUUAUGGUAUCGCCCAUUCGCCUAUGGCUACUCUCCACGAUAUCACAAGAGUCUGCUGAUUCCUGAGCCAGAAGCUGAUCAUUCCUAUGGGCUCUACUUAUGGGUAUCGCCCGGUCGCCUAUGCCCUACUCUCACCGCUUGGAUCCACCAAGAAGGUCUGGGCUGGGAUCUGAGGCAGAAGGCUGAAUCCUUCCUAUGCCGGGCUAUCACAAGAGUCGGCUUGAUCCUGAGCCCAGAAGCUGAACCUUCAAGUAUAUGGUCACUCAUAUGGUUACCCCAGCUACCGUCCAGUAAUUUAUGGAUAAGGACAUCAUCAGCAUAA
Macrobrachium nipponense is the source of this 957-nucleotide messenger RNA. RefSeq lists its product as uncharacterized. The transcript has 3 exons. Lineage: Eukaryota; Metazoa; Arthropoda; Malacostraca; Decapoda; Palaemonidae. The record is from RefSeq and is a predicted model, not a curated record. The coding region runs from base 64 to 957 and encodes 297 amino acids.